Messenger RNA from Colossoma macropomum (tambaqui), 3265 nucleotides. It is a transcript of the gene dazap1, whose product is annotated as DAZ associated protein 1. The record is from RefSeq and is a predicted model, not a curated record. The transcript is spliced from 13 exons. Bases 1342 to 2691 code for a protein of 449 amino acids. Gene Ontology annotation, molecular function: RNA binding. Gene Ontology annotation, cellular component: cytoplasm. Lineage: Eukaryota; Metazoa; Chordata; Actinopteri; Characiformes; Serrasalmidae.
AAAAUUAAUGGUAUCGACCACCCCUACAAUAAAUAAGUCAUUUCAUGAGAUCAGUGCCAAAUGGACAUAGUAAUUUGACAAUUUUAAUUUCAAGAAAUCACUUUUUUACUCUCCAUAGUUUCUACUACAUAUUGCUCUGACCACAAAACAGGUUUUCCGACCUCACAACCCAUAUUUCCCACUGCACAAAGUAGUACCCCUCCAUCAUACUGAGCUUGUUAUUGAGGGAAGUACAAUGGGGUGGGAUAUUUCAGACUAAACUGGCCAGUGUGCUUCGUGUUAUCAUGUUUAGACCUUGUAACAUCAGUUUUUCAAUAGUUAAAUUACAGGUCUUUUCUGUGAAUAUUGCCAAAACUCUUAUCUCUGUCUCUCUAUUUAUUUUGUAUGAUGGUGUGGACAUUAUGGUCAACAGAUCCUGUAAAAUUGUAGAAAACAACUAAUUAUCAAAGUUAAAUUAAAGCAAAAUUCUCUCUGAAGCUCAAAUGAUGUAAUUUACUGCCAAUAUUUCUUGCUUUAAAUGAGUAAUUAAUAUAAUCAAAGGUUUGAUUCUGAAAUUCUCCACACUGCCUCUAGCCAUCGCAAAGAUUUGUUCAAAUUCCUCCACUAGCAUAUCUGAUUUAAUGAAGCAUUGGUUGAACCAAUCUAGGCCUUGAAUGAUAACUACAGUUAAUACUGGGCUGCCACAAAGAAAGGUUUGGAAAUGGUUAAGUGAACAUUGUCAGACUAGGAUUGGGCGAUAUGGCAAAAAUACAAUAUAAUGAUACUUUAAGACAUUUUCAAUGUUUCACACAUUGCUUUACACUAAAUCCAAUUAAACAGCCAUAAUUAUGCUCUAUUUGUAAUCGAACAUGCAGUGUUCCUUAAGUACUGAUUAUAUCCAUGAUACGCUCAGAAAAGCAUAUUAUGAUAUAAUUUAUCACAGUACCAAUAAAAUAUCGUCACAUUGCCCAACUCUAAAUCAGAGACACAAACUCUCUACUUAUGAUCUUUGUAUUUUUUCUAAUACUAGAGUUUUUCUGAGCAAAAAGUACAGUACUGUACGUAUAUAAAAACGCACACUUUCAUAAAAAGUGUUCCAUUCACUAUUUUUCUGAUUAAAAUGCAGAUUUUUAUGUCUUUUACACGUAUCGAGGAUUGUGGACUCCCUUUUCAUGGAGUGACGGAAAUGACUACAACUCCCAGCACACGUAGUCUUCCUGACGCUCCCCCCUGCAGGGGGCCCCCGUGGCGGCGCGUCAGCGUUGCGCAGACCGGGUUUGAACCGAAAGCGGAGUGACCUUCCCGGGCCAGUCGGAGAGAGGAGAGACGGCUUAGUUUGGAGGAGACUGAGGCAGCAGACUGAUGUCAGCACUCCAGUCCACAACUCUUGCUACAGAAAUGAACAACAACCUAGCAGGAGACGAAAUUGGGAAGCUGUUUGUGGGAGGACUGGACUGGAGUACAACUCAAGAGACUUUACGAAACUACUUCUCCCAGUAUGGAGAGGUUGUGGACUGCGUCAUCAUGAAGGACAAAAGCACAAAUCAGUCCAGAGGAUUUGGGUUUGUGAAGUUUAAAGACCCGAACUGUGUUCGGACUGUACUGGACACCAAACCUCAUAACCUUGAUGGUAGAAAUAUUGACCCCAAGCCGUGCACUCCGAGAGGAAUGCAGCCUGAAAAGACACGAGCAAAGGAUGGCUGGAAAGGAGGUAAAAGUGACAGCAAUAAAUCCAAGAAGAUAUUUGUUGGUGGAAUUCCUCACAACUGCGGUGAACCUGAACUCAGGGACUAUUUUAACAGAUUUGGAGUGGUGACAGAAGUGGUAAUGAUCUAUGAUGCGGAGAAACAGAGACCCCGAGGUUUUGGAUUUAUUACUUUCGAGGCCGAACAAUCAGUGGACCAGGCUGUCAACAUGCAUUUUCACGACAUCAUGGGCAAAAAAGUUGAAGUGAAGAAGGCUGAACCUCGGGACAGCAAAGCUCCUGGCCCUGGGCAGCUGGGAGCCAAUCAGUGGGGACCCAGAGCCAUCUUAAGUGCAGCCAAUGGCUGGGCUGCACAGCCUGCUCAGAGCUGGCAUCAGAGCUACGGGCCUCAGGGGGUUUGGGUGUCCACAGGUCAACCGUUAGGUGGAUACGGUGCUCCUUUGCCAGCAGGCCGAGGAGCUCCUGCUCAGCCUCCCUCUCCUUUUAAUGCGUUCAUAGUCACAGCACCCCAAGCAGGAGGAUUUGGGGCACCUCAGGGAUAUCCCCAGCAGGGCUAUAGCACACCCCCUCAGUUUGGGUACAGUUUUGGCACGCCUCAGGGUGACCAAUUCGUACCACAAGGCAUGCCUCCUCCUCCCACAACGCCUGGAACAGGACCCCUAGGCUUUGCCCCGGCUACCACCCCAACUCAGGACAUGAGCAAAGCCCCUCCGGCACAGCCAGACUUCUCCUAUAGCCAGUAUGGCUUGGGUAACUAUCCUCAGGACCCCUCUGCCUACGGACCAACGCGUCCUUCUCACAGUUAUGGUCAGGAUGAGCAGGGAUAUAGUGCAGGUUAUGGGCAGGACCUGAGUGGCUUUGGACAUACUUUCGCUGACCCCAGCCAGCAGACUGCCUCGUACGCUGCCCCUUCUGCACAGCCCUCAUCAGGCCCACAGCCGACGCCGAGCAGUUUUGGCCGUGGACAGAACCACAAUGUGCAGGGCUUCCAUCCUUACCGGCGCUGAGCGUUUCCCUCCCACCUCCACAAUGCAAUACAAAAUUGUCAGGGAAGUAGAUGUUCUGAUCCUAAACAAAACUGGGUUUUGGGGCUGGUGUUUGACGAACAUUACAAACUAACUGAAGAGUGUCCGUGUGUGUAAAUUGUGAACAGUGGCUCCUAUGUGAGGAGACCACGUUCGUUGUGUAUUUUAUAUUAGGACAGAGCUACUUAGCAAUAGAUUUUUAAUUGUCUGGUGAAACAUCAGCACAGAACCGCACCAGACAUGGAGUGACAGGGUCUCCCAUUUCCUCAGCUUUAAUUCUAUUAGGGGAAUAAUGUUUUAUUUUCAAUUUUGUGGAUUUUGUUUACUCUCUGAGCCUUUGACCAUUUUAUUUAAAAAUUGUUUGAAAUAGAAAUUACGAAUAUGUAUUAUACACCUAAACUGUGCAAUUUUUUUAAAUGAAUUUUGUACUACUAUAUGUGCGCUUUUCUUGUUUUUUAUUUAAGGAUGUAGAUUUCCCUCAGGUGGCUGUUUUAGUGCACUUUGCACUUAUGCAAAAAAGAGAGGAAUUUUAUUUGAAAUAAAUGAUUUAAAGAAA